AUGUUAAGGAAGAAGGAGAAGAAAUUAAGGAAGGAGAAGCAGUUAGGGAAAGAGAAGGAGUUUGGGAUGGAGAAGAAGUUAAGGAUGGAGAAGAAGUUAAGGAUGGAGAAGAAGUUUGGAAUGGAGGAGAAGAAUCGAAGUAUGGAGAAGAAAUUAAGGAAGAAGAAGUUUUGGAUGGGAAACGAAAUUAAGGAAGAAGAAGUUAAGAAUGAAGUUAAGGAAGCAGAAGAAGUUAAGGAGGAUGGAGAAGAAGUUAGGGAAGGAGAAAAAGUUAAGAAUGAAGAACAAGUUAGGGAAGGAGAAGAAGUUAAGGAUGGAGAAAUAGUUUGGGAUGGGGAAGAAGUGAAGGAAGGAAAAGAAGUUAAGGAAGAAAAAAAAGUUUUGGAUGGAGAAGAAGUUAAGGAUGGAGAAAUGAUUAUAGAUGGAGAAGAAGUUAAGGAAGGAUAA
Messenger RNA from Sphenostylis stenocarpa, 447 nucleotides. The record is from the annotation of a GenBank genome assembly. NCBI's taxonomy places the organism in Eukaryota, Viridiplantae, Streptophyta, Magnoliopsida, Fabales, Fabaceae.